Molecule: messenger RNA, 2398 nt
Organism: Blepharisma stoltei
Lineage: Eukaryota; Ciliophora; Heterotrichea; Heterotrichida; Blepharismidae
Source: the annotation of a GenBank genome assembly
AUGACUGAAGAGCUUGUGCCACUAGAUUAUUUAUUAAAUCCUAAACAGUUCGAAAAAACAUUUUUCAUCAAAGAGAACUAUGCAAGUCUAAGGCAGAUUGCAUUAGACGGCUAUUUAGGAUUAUUGCACAACCGAUUUAUAAGCUGAAGAAUUUUCCUAGGGAUUUUUCCAGAGCAUGAGUCAGUUGAAAACUGGAUUUUAAUUACCCAAAAGCUUCGAAUAGAAUAUGCAAAUUUAAAAGAAAUCCAUGGAGUAUUUACUAAUUAGAAAGCCCCAGUUAAAGACUUAGAUCCAUUGAUUUUCAACCCAUUAUCGCAGGAUCCAGAUGUAAAAAAUAUAUAGAACCCUUGGAAUAAUUACCAUCAAGACUUCCAAUUAAGGCAAACUAUUAGACAAGACGUAGAAAGAGCUUAUCAAGACAGAUUGCUAUUCCAGAUGGAGCCUAUCAAAGAAAUCAUGACAAAUGCAUUGUUCACAUGGUGCAAGCUAAAUCAAAAUAUUUCAUAUAAACUAACUCCCCCCCCCCCUCCGUGAGCGAACAAAAAAAUUUUGUUCGCUCACGGAGGGGGGUUAUUUUUUUUUUUAAAAAAAAAAAUUUAUAUAUAAAUUUUAUAAAAAAUAUUUUUUUCGAAAUUUAAAAAAAUCCUAAUUUGCAAAAAUUGGGAAGCAAAUAUUAAUUUAAUUUGCAAAAUUUAUGUUUUAAAACGCAAUUUGUUUAAAAUUAAACAGAAUUAGCUCUAAAUUUCAUUAUACUAAUUAUCACUUAUAUAUCAAAAUUUUUUUCCAUUAAAAUUUUUUCUAUUAAAAAAAAUUUUGUUCACUCACGGAGGGUGGGUUUUUGGUCAAAAAAUGGCGAUUUUUCUAAUGGUUUUGUUCGCUCACGGAGGGGGGGGGGGGAGUAAGUUAAGGUUAAAAAUUAAGCUAGCCAUAAGCAGGAUAGACUCAAUUUCUUUACCUCGUCUUGGUUUCAAAAAGCCAGUAUCUAUAAACCUCAGAGUUCAUAUCAGGAAAAUGAAGGUACAAUUUUGGAUUUUCCGAUCUGAACUGCCUGCCUCAAAAAUAAGAUCUCUAGGGUAGAGCCGUCUUCUGAAAGGUGGUGUGAUACCGAUGAGGAGAAAGUAUAUGGUAGGAAAAACCUGACAAGCCUAAACAGGAACGGAAAAGCUUUCGAAAUAGAAAAAACCCUAUUCUGCAUUCCCAGACCUGAAGACCUACUUCAAAAGUGACAUAGGCACCACUUUCGGCUUCAUCGAUAUGAUCCUACCUGCUCCAUAGGUGUGCGCCUUGGACUCCUUCAUCCAUCAUUGCCACCAUCUAUUUCUCCUAUAAACAAGGAAUGCAUGAAUUAUUAGGACUUGUGCUAUUUGUUGUGUACUCAGAGCAGGCACAAAGGAUAUCAGAGAUUUCUGAAGACGCUGCACAAUGUUUGAAUAUUUUAAAUGACCCAAAUUAUAUAGAAGCAGACACAUAUUGGAUUUUCAAACAGAUUAUGGAGCUAGGAAUGAUGGAAAUGUUUCAGCCAGUGGUUAGCAAUAAGCCUAAUUCUCAAAAAGAUAAAUUAUUUGCAUGGGAAGCAGAAAAGAAUGAUUUAGUAAAUCAAGAUAAAAGUAAUGAAGAAAAUGCAUCCCCAAUUCUAAAACGAUGCCACAAAAUCCAUCAUAGACUAUUAAGAGCUAUUGACAGAGACCUUUAUAACCACUUAGAAGAAGAAAAAAUCGAGCCACAAAUUUAUCUGCAAAGAUAUAUAAGGUGUAUGCUAAGUCGAGAAUUAAGUUUUCCCAAUACAAUUAUAAUAUGGGAUUCUAUAUUUGCUUGCAUAGGCUGGGAUUAUCCAAACGAAAGCGAAACAAUUACAGGUAAAUUAGAUUUUGUAAACCAUUUAGGACUUUUAGACCUAGUUUGUGUCGCAAUGAUUAUCUUUGUAAAAGAUUUUCUAAUGGAAAGUGAUAGUACUGGGAUCAUGAGAAGACUGCUAAAAUUUCCACCUGUUGGAGAAAUUUAUAUAAUAAUUAGGAUGGCUUUAUCCUAUAAAGAAAUUUUAUUUGAUGGAAGACUAAAUGAUCCAGUAUGGCCAAUCAGACCAAGAAACCAUCCUCCUGAAAUUGAAGAAUUCAAGCAUCAUAGUUUGGAAGAGAAUUUCGAAAGAAAUGAAGAAAGUAAAGAAAAAAAGCAUAAAAAAAUAAAUAUCAAGAAUAUGGAAAAAAUAAAGAAAAGGAAAAAUGAUAAUGAAAUGGUAAAAAUUGUCCAUUCUGUCAUAGAGACAUUGUAUGAGCAAAUAGAAAUAUCAGAAUUUAAUGAAGAAAAAACUGCAAGAGGGAUGGAGCUAUUGAAUCAAUUAAAAGUUGAAAUUAAUAAAGAAAUCAAGAAAAGGCAGGAUCAGUUGGCUUUAAUUAAAUAA